Molecule: messenger RNA, 829 nt
Organism: Ceraceosorus bombacis
Lineage: Eukaryota; Fungi; Basidiomycota; Exobasidiomycetes; Ceraceosorales; Ceraceosoraceae
Source: the annotation of a GenBank genome assembly
AUGUCGAGAGCGCACAUUGUGAGCCAAACAUCUGCCCAUGACGCGUCGCAGUCUGUCAAGUCUUCAUCCCUCCCUCUACCUGCCCCGUCGCCAUCCGCUUCUUCGCUGCUGGUCGCCAGAGUCACUUCUGCUUCUUCUUCCCGCCAUUUCCCACUCGACGACGAUUUGCAGCAGCCUCUGCAUUCAUCCAACACCAGGUCCAACGUAGACCUCAUCUCUUCUUCUUCGCCUCAUGCUAGUCCUUCUUCGCGCCCGCACACGCCUUCACGCGCUACCAGUGCGAGAGCAGCAGCCUCUAGCGCCUUUGUCAAAGCCUCGCAGCUGAUCGAUCGGUCAGAGUUGCGCAGAGAGGUGGCGCCGCGCGUCUCUGCCAAGGCAUCUGACGGACGAGCCUCGGGAUGCUGCGAAGGGGUAGAGAUGACAAAGUCGUGUGCAUCGUUGAUGGAAGCAGCGCCGCCCAUCUCGCAGAAGAGGAGCGCGCAUUCCAAUGGCAGAUGCAGAUGCAGAUGCACCACAUCAUCCGCACAAGCUCCACAAGCCAGCUCUUCGCCACUGCCACUGCCACGCACAAAGCAGGCUGCCGCCUCUUUCUUCUGCUCGUCCGAAGAGCCUCCUGCAGCACGAGAUGCGCGCAGAUCGAAGCUUUUGCGCCCUGUCGCUGUCGAUUGCCAGAGAUCUGCUGCCAACUGCGGCGCGCUUCGAGCAAGUGCGUCGCUUGCUGAAGCGCUUUCUGUCAGCCGAAGCGAGACGCGAGAGGAGGAGGAGGAGGAUAAUGGCGCAGGUGCUGUGUCGAGCGCGCAACGGCUCGAGUUGAGUCGAUGUUCGCUAA